GAAGCCAAGGUCCCAACAGCUCUCUCCUGUCUCCCAGCCUCCUCGAGGAGGAGGGAGGGACGGUACAAGAGAGGAGGGGCGGGGGUCCCAUCACUGAGCACUGAGGCCGGGGGUCUGAGCCGCCGCCGCCGCCGCCGCCGCCGCCGGGCUCUCACCUCACCCCCCAGCCCCGGGCUGCGGCCAUGGGACCCCCUUCCAGCUCCGGCUUCUACGUGAGCCGCGUGGUAGCCCUGCUGCUGGCCGGGCUGGCUGCCGUGCUCCUGCUGGCACUGGCCGUACUCGCCGCCCUGUACGGCCACUGCGCUCGCGUCCCGCCGUCGGAGCUUCACGACCGCGGGGGCCCGCACGCCGCGCCCUCCCCGCCAGGCAGGCAGGAGCCGGCGCGAACCCCGAAGCCCGGCCCCAGUCUGGAGACGGAGGUGGCGCCCACCCCGCGCAACUGGCGACCCCCGGGGCCCUGGGACCAGCUGCGCCUGCCGCCCUGGCUCGUGCCGCUGCACUAUGAGCUGGAGCUGUGGCCCCGUCUGAAGCCAGAAGAGCUCUCGAGGCCGGCGUUGCGCUUCACUGGCCGCGUGAACAUCACCGUGCGCUGCAUCGCGGCCACGGCGCGGCUGCUGCUUCACAGCCUCUUCCUGGACUGUGAAAGCGCCGAGGUGCGGGGACCACUGUCCCCGGACGCCGGAGACGCCACCGUGGGCCGCGUGCCGGUGGACGAGGUGUGGUUCGCGUUGGACAUGCAGUACAUGGUGCUAGAGCUCGGCGAAGCCCUGCAGCCCGGGAGCCGCUAUGAGCUGCAGCUCAGCUUCUCCGGCCCGGUGUACCAGGACACCAGGGAGGGACUCUUCCUCAAUCUCUACACGGACCAGGGUGAGCGCAGGGCCCUCUUAGCAUCUCAGAUGGAACCAACAUUUGCCAGGAAUGUUUUCCCUUGUUUUGAUGAGCCAGCUCUGAAGGCAACGUUUAAUAUUACAGUUAUUCAUCAUCCGAGUUAUGUGGCCCUUUCCAACAUGCCAAAGCUAGGUCAGUCUGAAAAAGAAGAUGUGAAUGGAAGCAAGUGGACUGUUACUACCUUUCACACCACGCCCCACAUGCCCACUUAUCUAGCGGCCUUUGCCAUCUGUGACUACGAGCAUGUCAGCAGGACUGAAAGGGGCAAGGAGAUACGCAUCUGGGCCCGGAAAGAAGCCAUUGCAGCUGGAAAUGCAGACUUUGCUUUGAACAUCACAGGUCCCAUCUUCUCUUUUCUGGAGGAUUUAUUUAAUAUUAGUUACCCUCUUCCAAAAACAGAUAUAAUUGCUUUGCCUACUUUUGACAACCGUGCAAUGGAAAACUGGGGACUGUUGAUGUUUGAUGAGUCAUUAUUGUUGCUGCAACCAAAUGAUAAACUAACAGAAAAAAAGACUGUGAUCUCCUAUAUUGUCUCCCACGAGAUUGGACAUCAGUGGUUUGGAAACUUGGUUACCAUGAAUUGGUGGAACAAUAUCUGGCUCAAUGAAGGUUUUGCAUCUUAUUUUGAGUUUGGAGUAAUUAACUACUUCAAUCCUAAACUCCCAAGGAAUGAGAUCUUUUUUUCUAACAUUUUACAUGGUGUCCUCAGAGAAGAUCACGCCCUGGUAUCUAGAGCUGUCUCCAUGAAGGUGGAAAAUUUCACAGAAACCAAUGAAAUAAACGAGCUCUUUGACCUAUUUACUUACAACAAGGGAGCGUCUCUGGCCCGGAUGCUUUCUAGUUUCUUGAAUGAGAAAAUAUUUAUCAGCGCACUUAAGUCAUAUUUGGAGACAUUUUCUUACUCAAAUGCUGAGCAAGAUGAUCUAUGGAGGCAUUUUCAAAUGGCCAUAGAUGACCAGAGUAAAAUUCUUUUGCCAGCAACGGUGAAAAGCAUCAUGGACAGUUGGACACACCAGAGUGGUUUUCCAGUUAUCACCUUAAAUGUAUCUACUGGAGUCAUGAAACAGGAGCCAUUUUAUCUUGGAAAGGUUAAAAAUCAGACCCUUCUAACCCACAAUGACACAUGGAUUGUACCUAUUCUUUGGAUAAAAAAUGGAACUACACAGUCUUUAGUCUGGCUAGAUAAAAGCAGCAAAGUAUUCCCUGAAAUGCAAGUUUCAGAUUCUGAUCAUGACUGGGUGAUUUUAAAUUUGAAUAUGACUGGAUAUUAUAGAGUUAACUAUGAUAAAUUUGGUUGGAAGAAAUUAAAUCAACAGCUUGAAAAAGAUCCUAAGGCUAUUCCUGUUAUUCACAGACUUCAGUUGGUUGAUGAUGCCUUUUCCUUGUCUAAAAACAGUUAUAUAGAGAUUGAAACAGCACUUGAUUUAACCAAGUACCUUGCUGAAGAAGAUGAAAUCAUCGUGUGGCAUGCAGUUUUGGUGAACCUAGUGACCAGAGAUCUCGUUUCUGAUGUGAACAACCAUGAUAUAUAUCCACUAUUAAAGAAUUAUCUGUUAAAGAGACUUAUCUCAAUAUGGAAUACUUAUUCAACUAUAAUUCGUGAAAAUGUGGCAACAUUGCAGGAUGACUAUUUAGCUCUAAUAUCACUGGAAAAACUUUUUGGAACUGCGUGUUGGUUGGGUCUUGAGGACUGUCUUCAGCUGUCAAGAGACCUUUUCAGAAACUGGAUGAACCAUCCAGAGAAUGAAAUACCUUAUCCGAUUAAAAAUGUGAUUUUAUGUUAUGGCAUUGCCUUGGGAAAUGAUAAAGAAUGGGAUUUUUUGUUAAAUAUCUACAAUAAUAAAACAAAGGAAGAAGAAAGGAUUCAACUUGCUUAUGCAAUGAGCUGCAGUAAAGAUCCGUGGAUACUUAACAGAUACAUGGAGUAUGCCAUCACUACAUCUCCAUUCACUUUUAAUGAAACAAAUAUAAUCGAAGCUGUGGCAGCCUCUGAAGUUGGCCGAUAUGUUGCAAAGGACUUUUUAAUCAACAAUUGGCAAGCUGUGAGUGAAAGGUAUGGAACACAAUCAUUGGUUACUCUGUUAUACAUAAUAGGGAGAACCAUAAGUACGGAUUUACAGAUCUUAGAGCUGCAGCAGUUUUGCAGUAACAUGUUGGAGGAGCACCAGAGACUCACAGUUCAGGCCAAAUUACAGACAAUAAAGAAUGAAAAUCUGAAAAACAAGGAGCGAAGUGCCAGGAUAGCUGCGUGGCUACAGAAAAACACAUAAUUUAGUGGCAACUUUCGGCCCUUCUCUUGCAUAUUAUAAUGUGCUCACGGUUUUGUCUUCCAAUAUUCUGUGAGUCUGGAAAACCACACGUUUUGUUAUUCGUAGUUCAGUCACAUUUACUACUCAGAGUACUGUUCUUCCCCUAUUGUCACGUUUGGCCCUGAGGCUCAGUGAUUGUUGAGGUUUUUGCCAAUAAUGCUGUAUUUCUGGGGAAGAUUUUGCUUCAUGUUGGGCUAUAAACCACAUGAUUUACUUUAAAUGCCUUGGAAAAACAAAUU
This is a messenger RNA of Lipotes vexillifer (Yangtze River dolphin), 3436 nucleotides long. It is a transcript of the gene LVRN, whose product is annotated as laeverin. The transcript has 20 exons. Lineage: Eukaryota; Metazoa; Chordata; Mammalia; Artiodactyla; Lipotidae. The record is from RefSeq and is a predicted model, not a curated record. Gene Ontology annotation, biological process: proteolysis; peptide catabolic process. Gene Ontology annotation, molecular function: zinc ion binding; peptide binding; metalloaminopeptidase activity. Bases 183 to 3158 code for a protein of 991 amino acids. Gene Ontology annotation, cellular component: cytoplasm; membrane.